AUGCCGAUCGCCAGCCCCCUCCCCGGGGGGCGAUUCGCGCCUCGGGCCCUGGGCGCCCGCCCCCCGCCGCCCGCCCUCCUCCCGCCGGGUCGCCGAUCCAUCCGCCGCGAAGCCCGCAGGGCCUGCGUGGGGGCGAUCGCGCUCGGCAAGCACGACUACGACGUGGUGGUGAUCGGCUGCGGGGUUGGGGGCCACGGGGCGGCGCUGCAUGCUGUGGAGCAGGGAUUGAAGACGGCCGUGGUCGAGGGCCAUGACAUCGGCGGCACGUGCGUGAACCGUGGCUGCGUGCCGUCCAAGGCCCUCCUGGCUGCGGCGGGGCGGGUGCGGGAGCUCAAGAACGAGAUGCACCUCAAGAGUCUGGGGAUUUCGGUGGAGGGGGUGGCCUACGACAGGCAGGCGAUCGCCGACCACGCGUCGAAUCUGGCGGGCACGAUCCAGGGCAACCUGCAGCGGUCGCUGGAGGGCCUGGGCGUGGACAUCCUGCGAGGCAGCGCGCGGUUCAUGGGCGGCAACAGGAUGAGGUAUGCGCUACCGGGGCGGGUGGACGUGGGCGGGGAGAUUACCGCGCGGGAUUUCAUCAUAGCCACGGGGUCAGUGCCGUUCGUGCCGCCGGGCAUACCGAUCGACGGCAAGACGGUUUUCACGUCAGAUCAUGCGCUCAAGCUGGAGUGGCUGCCGGACUGGGUGGCCAUCAUCGGGAGCGGCUACAUAGGGCUGGAGUUCGCGGACGUGUACACGGCGCUGGGGUCUGAGGUCACCUUCGUUGAGGCCAUGGAUAAAAUAAUGCCCGGGUUUGACGGGGAGAUCGCCAAGGUGGCCAAGCGGCUGCUGAUCGACCCCCGGUCGAUCGACAGCCACACGGGCGUGCUGGCCACCAAGGUUACGCCCGGGGUGCCGGGCGUGAAGCCCGUGGAGAUCGAGCUGACGGAUUUCCACACCAAGGAGAAGGUGGACACCCUAGAGGUGGACGCCUGCCUGGUGGCCACGGGCCGGGCCCCUUACACCCAGGGGCUCAACCUGGGCGCGGUGAACGUGGAGACGGACCGGCGGGGCUUCAUCCCUGUGAGCCCCAAAAUGGAGGUGUUGGACAGGGAGGGCAGCGUGGUGCCGCACGUGUACUGCAUCGGGGACGCCAAUGGGAAGUUCAUGCUGGCGCACGCCGCCAGCGCACAGGGUAUAUCUGCAGUGGAGAACAUCUGCGGCCGGCCGCACCAGCUGAACCACCUAUCGGUGCCCGCCGCAUGCUUCACACACCCAGAGAUCAGCUUUGUGGGGAUGACACAGGAGGCUGCCGAAGAAAAGGCCAAGGCUGAGGGGUUUAAGGUGGGUCUGGCCAAGACAUCGUUUAAGGCCAACUCCAAGGCCCUGGCCGAGAAGGAGGCAGAUGGGAUGGCGAAGAUCAUAUACAGGAUGGACACUCUGGAGAUAUUGGGUGUGCACAUCAUUGGCCUACAUGCUGCCGACCUCAUCCAUGAGGCAUCAAAUGCACUGGCGAUGGGCAACACGGUAGAUCAACUGAAGUUCAAUGUGCACACGCACCCCACGCUUUCGGAAGUGUUGGAUGAACUGUUUAAGCAGUGCAAAACGGAUGUCAAGGCUAAUGCCAAGCAGCCUGUCCUGGUGUCUUGA
Molecule: messenger RNA, 1629 nt
Organism: Ostreobium quekettii
Lineage: Eukaryota; Viridiplantae; Chlorophyta; Ulvophyceae; Bryopsidales; Ostreobiaceae
Source: the annotation of a GenBank genome assembly